AAGAAGCUUUUGUCUAUGGUCGGCUGUUUUGGACGACAAUAUCGGAUUUAGAUAUAAUACAGGUUGUUGGUGGACAUGUAGCAAUGGAUAAAUUUUUAUUCAAUAAUUACCAAGUCAUUUGAAUGAUACACCUCGAGUUUGAGUAACUGAACUCUUAAUAAAAAGAAUUACCAGAGACGAUUUCACAACUCUUUCGGAAACAUCGUUCGGGCUCAUCUAACAUGGGAAACAAAAGUGGUCGGAAAACAAGCGUGAAAGAAAAGUAGGCCUAGGUUGAACUAAAUCAGAAGUAUUUAAAUAUGAAAGUCUGACACAAAUUUAUGCACUGUCUGUAUUCAUCACCAGAAAAGCAAAAGUUACGAAGCUAAACAAUUCCUUCCUUGAACCAUAGUUUGAAAAAAUGGCUGUGAAAAAAAGAAGUGUCCUCCAUAAACUCCGUAAAUUUAUUUUACGAAAAAUCCUUCGGAAGUCUAAGAAACCAUUUCCCAUUGACGAAGAAAUAGUUGCUUAUCCAGAAGCAUAUGAACACCAGCAUGUGGAAACAUUUAUCAGUUCACAUCAAGUUUCAACUUAUCGAUGGAAUGAAAAACCGAGCCAACCUUAUAAUCUACACCUCAUCAGCUUGAAGUUGGAUAACCUGACACGUUGUAUCGAAAAAGGAGCAUUAGAUGUGAUGCUUCAGGAACGCCCAAAUAUUGUUUGCAUCCAAGAAUCUACGAACUCCGUUGACAAAACACCCGGUGAGGUUCGUCGACUUCCAGGUUAUCACCCAUAUUGGCUUCAUUCCGAAAAACACCAGAAAGUUGCAACCAUUUACUCCAGGACGAUGCCAAUGAACGUGCUUUACGGAUUUGAGGUACCGAAUCUCGAUGACCUCAUUAUAACUGCGGAAUUUGAAAAGUUUUUCCUUAUUUGUGCGCUGCCACCAAAUUCUGACAUUCGUCUUAAAGAACUAUCGUGGGAAGACAGGCUUCGGAACCACGCCCUCAGUCUAGAUUUCCGGAAACCUGUCAUAAUUUGUGGCAAUUUCACAACGGCUCACCAUGGGACUGACAAAAAACGGUGUCUCUCGAGAACUUCCGGUACGACCUGCGAGAAUAGCUAUGCGAUGACCAAACUGCUUUCCUCUGGAUUCAUCGAUACGUCAAGAGUAUUUUAUCCGGAACAAUCGGUAAGAAGUAACGAGAGCAACAGAUUCGACCACAUUUUUGUCUCCACGCGAUUGAGGAACAAAGUGGUAGAGUUUCCCGUCGUUGAAGAAUCUGUAUGCAGAAAUUUCUGCUGCCCUGGGAUUGGUUUCUUCAAUUUAUAGUAAAAAUUUUAUUUAACGAUUGUUUUCAAGUAGAUGUUUUAUAUUUAGAUCUUAUCAAAUAAUUUCUAUAAAAAGUUUUGUUUAGAAAUAAACGU
Molecule: messenger RNA, 1407 nt
Organism: Uranotaenia lowii
Lineage: Eukaryota; Metazoa; Arthropoda; Insecta; Diptera; Culicidae
Product: recombination repair protein 1-like
Exons: 3
Coding region: 401-1312 (303 amino acids)
Biological process (GO): base-excision repair
Molecular function (GO): double-stranded DNA 3'-5' DNA exonuclease activity; DNA-(apurinic or apyrimidinic site) endonuclease activity; phosphoric diester hydrolase activity
Source: RefSeq, a predicted model, not a curated record